UAGCAGGAUGGCGUUGCCUAGCAACGGCGGGGUCCUUUCUGGCUCGGUGGCGCUCUGGGCCUGAGGGGCGCUUACGGCCGCGGAGGGCGCUGGGGGUAGCGGUCAGGGGACGGUGGCGAGCGCUCGGUGCGCCCGGGGAACCCGAUCUCUGCGGCCCGAGGAAGAUGAGCGAGGCGGAGCAGGCCCUGGUGGGGCCCAAGGCCGACGAGCCCUCGCCGUCCGCAGAGGAGGAGGGCGAAGGGGGCGGGAAGGAACCGGCGGCCGACGCGGCCCCCGGGCCCAGCGCCGCGUUCCGCCUCAUGGUGACACGGCGGGAGCCUGCCGUGAAGCUGCAGUAUGCGGUGAGCGGGUUGGAGCCGCUAGCCUGGUCUGAGGACCACCGCGUGUCUGUGUCCACGGCCCGCAGCAUCGCCGUGCUGGAGCUCAUCUGCGAUGUGCACAACCCAGGCCAGGACCUGGUGAUCCACCGCACCUCGGUGCCGGCACCUCUCAACAGCUGCCUCCUCAAGGUUGGCUCAAAAACAGAAGUUGCUGAGUGCAAGGAAAAGUUUGCUUCCUCUAAAGAUCCUACCAUCAGCCAGACUUUCAUGUUGGACAGGAUGUUCAACCCUGAUGGGAAGGCACUGCCCCCAAUGCGGGGCUUCAAGUACACUACCUGGUCUCCCAUGGGUUGUGAUGCAAAUGGCAGGUGCCUCUUGGCAGCACUGACCAUGGACAAUCGCCUGACUGUGCAGGUGAACCUCAACAGACUGCAGUGGGUUCAGCUGGUUGAUCUGACUGAGAUUUAUGGAGAACGUCUUUAUGAGACCAGUUAUAGACUCUCUAAAACUGAGGCUCCUGAAGGAAAUCUCGGGGAUUUUGCUGAGUUUCAGAGGAGGCACAGCAUGCAGACUCCGGUCAGAAUGGAAUGGUCAGGGAUCUGCACCACUCAGCAAGUCAAGCACAACAACGAGUGCCGGGAUGUGAGCAGUGUGCUCUUGGCUGUCCUCUUUGAGAAUGGGAAUAUAGCCGUGUGGCAGUUUCAGCUGCCGUUUGUGGGGAAGGAGUCCAUCUCCUCGUGCAACACCAUUGAGUCAGGAAUCAGCUCCCCCAGUGUUUUGUUUUGGUGGGAAUAUGAGCACAAUAAUCGAAAAAUGAGUGGCCUUAUUGUGGGCAGUGCUUUCGGACCUGUAAAAAUUCUCCCUGUCAAUCUCAAAGCAGUCAAAGGCUACUUUACUUUGAGACAGCCUGUUGUCUUGUGGAAAGAAAUGGACCAGUUGCCUGUGCAUAGCAUCAAAUGUGUGCCACUUUACCAUCCUUACCAGAAGUGUAGCUGUAGCUUGGUGGUAGCUGCACGAGGCUCCUAUGUGUUCUGGUGUCUUCUUCUGAUCUCCAAGGCAGGCCUGAAUGUUCACAAUUCCCAUGUCACAGGCCUCCACUCGCUGCCCAUCGUCUCCAUCACUGCAGACAAGCAGAAUGGAACGGUGUACACCUGCUCUAGUGAUGGGAAGGUGAGGCAGCUGAUCCCCAUUUUCACAGAUGUUGCAUUAAAGUUUGAGCACCAGCUGAUAAAACUCUCAGAUAUAUUUGGCUCGGUGAGGACUCACGGCAUUGCAGUGAGCCCCUGUGGUGCUUAUCUGGCCAUCAUCACCACGGAGGGCAUGAUCAAUGGCCUCCAUCCUGUGAACAAGAACUACCAGGUCCAGUUUGUUACUCUCAAGUCCUUUGAAGAGGCAGCUGCUCAGCUCCUGGAGUCUUCUGUUCAGAAUCUCUUUAAGCAGGUAGACUUGAUCGACCUAGUCCGCUGGAAAAUUUUAAAAGAUAAACAUAUCCCUCAGUUUUUACAUGAAGCUUUGGAAAAAAAGAUUGAAAGCAGUGGGGUUACCUAUUUUUGGCGUUUUAAGCUUUUCCUCCUAAGGAUUUUGUAUCAGUCAAUGCAGAAAUCCCCUUCAGAGGCCUUAUGGAAACCCACCCAUGAGGACUCAAAAAUCUUACUGGUUGACUCACCUGGGAUGGGCGAUGGUGAGGAUGAGCAGCAAGAAGAAGGUACUUCCAAGCAAGGUACUAAGGCUGGCCUGCAGGACAGGAGCAAAGACGGUGACACAGAGGAGGCCCCUGAGGACUCAGCCACUGCCAUAGGAGAUAGCGGAGGCCGUGAACCCAUAGAGGAAAAGCUCCUUGAGAUCCAAGGGAAGAUUGAGGCUGUGGAGAUGCACCUGACCAGGGAGCACAUGAAGAGGGUCCUCGGAGAAGUGUACCUGCACACCUGGAUCACAGAGAACACCAGCAUACCCACCAGGGGCCUCUGCAACUUCCUGAUGUCUCACGAAGAUUACGAUGACAGAACAGCACAGGUCUUGAUUGGACAUAUCUCCAAGAAGAUGAACAAGCAGACCUUCCCUGAGCGCUGCAGUCUGUGUAAGGAGGUCUUACCAUUCACAGAUCGCAAGCAAGCUGUGUGUUCCAACGGACACAUCUGGCUCCGGUGCUUUCUAACCUACCAGUCCUGCCAGAGCUUGAUAUACAGACGAUGUUUGCUCCACGACAGCAUCGCCCGGCACCCUGCUCCAGAAGAUCCCGACUGGAUUAAGAGGUUGCUGCAGAGUCCUUGCCCUUUCUGUGAUUCUCCUGUCUUCUGAGUUCAGUGAGGGCAUGGAGGAGCGUGAACCUAGCUGUAAAAAGGGCCCGGAGCCUGAAGAGCAGGUGUGCUGGAGGAAGCCUGGCGCUGCACAGUGAGACACUCUUCUAACUGGAAGGAGGGAGGUCGUCCAGGAGCUCACUUCACCAGCGCACACACUAUCUUCAGGGACUGAAGGCUAUCCCCAAAUGACUACAGAGACUUCGAGUCAUUUUGAGGUGAUCAUUAGCAACCCCUGCUCCUCACCCAAUGAGGACCACUUACUUUUCAAGUGUCUUGCCUAAAGCAGUUUGAGCAGAAGCCUCUGCUUCUAGACACAUCCUGGUCUCUUCUAGAGAAUCUAAGGACCUUACUGUAAGGUAGGUUUUAGCCCUUGCUUUGGUCUGGGAUGUCUGUGGCCCCAGAGGGCUGAAGUUGGUUGGUACGUGACACUCCAUGUGCCAAUACAUCUUGAAGUGUAUAAAGCUAUGUGUGGCUGGUGUUUGCUCAGCAGACUCAUUUGCCCAUUGACUCGUUUUCAUGCGUAUGGAAGACAUUUUCCUAAAACUAUAUUUUUGAAGCCAAGAAUAAAAUCAAUCUUAAUGUAUCAAAUGAUCAGGUGACUAUUACAAGUUAAUAAUUGUCAUUUAUUUUUAUCUCUGUGUUAUCAGAUUUCCUGACUCAGCUCCUUAAUAUGGAAGAAGAGAUUGAGUACC
Molecule: messenger RNA, 3312 nt
Organism: Acomys russatus (golden spiny mouse)
Lineage: Eukaryota; Metazoa; Chordata; Mammalia; Rodentia; Muridae
Gene: Gtf3c4
Product: general transcription factor IIIC subunit 4
Exons: 5
Coding region: 165-2618 (817 amino acids)
Biological process (GO): transcription initiation at RNA polymerase III promoter
Cellular component (GO): transcription factor TFIIIC complex
Molecular function (GO): protein binding; histone acetyltransferase activity
Source: RefSeq, a predicted model, not a curated record